This is a messenger RNA of Musca vetustissima, 1260 nucleotides long. RefSeq names its product protein embryonic gonad-like. The annotation marks the transcript as partial. Gene Ontology annotation, biological process: regulation of DNA-templated transcription. Gene Ontology annotation, molecular function: DNA-binding transcription factor activity; zinc ion binding; sequence-specific DNA binding. The transcript has 2 exons. Lineage: Eukaryota; Metazoa; Arthropoda; Insecta; Diptera; Muscidae. The record is from RefSeq and is a predicted model, not a curated record.
UCAUUUUUCGGCCGCACCUAUAACAACAUAUCCGCCAUUGCGGGUUGCAAAAAUAAUGGCGAUUGCGUUAUUAACAAAAAGAAUCGUACCGCAUGUAAAGCCUGUCGUCUACGUAAAUGCCUGCUAGUGGGAAUGUCAAAAAGUGGCUCACGAUAUGGUCGACGUUCGAAUUGGUUUAAAAUCCACUGCCUUUUACAAGAGCAGCAAACAAAUAGCGGAACGGCGGGACAAAACAACAGUGGAAAUUCGAAUAGUAAUUUGGAACAAUUGGCAAGACUGCAUCAGAUACAUGCCCGUCAGACCUAUCAGGAUAAGACAAAUCCCUGCAUAAAGUCAGCCAUUAGUGGUGGGGGAGGUGCGUCGGGAACCGCUCUCAGUAUACCAGUAACCAGCAGCCAUAAUAAUAACAACAAUAACGUCAAUACUCUGGCGGGGAAUGUGGGGAGUAACUUGAGUAAUUUUCUUAAUCCUGCCAAAUUUUUUAAUGGUGCGGAGUCGAUGUCUUCGGGCAACAAUACCGCGAAUAAUAAAAGCCAUAAUGAAUCCCGCCUUAGCGAUACACCCAGCGAUUCGGGAGCCUCUUCUGCAGGUGAUCCCACAGAUGAUGGUACAAGUACGGCAAGUCUACGGCAUCAUAGCCACAGUCAACAUCAUCAGCAAUUGCUGAAAUCGGAAAGGAAUUGUAACUCGGCUCAUCAACCCAUGGAUAAUGGCUGCAGCGAAGAAGAUUCCGAUGAACGAGAACGCAGACGACAACAAUUUCUACAAAUAUUUCGUAGUCAUUCCGAACCUCUACAUAGUCCAUUUGCAUCGUUUGCUUUUACCCAACUACCACCACCUGCGGCAGUAUUAAAUACAGCUGCCCUGGCAGGUUCACCACCGGCAUUUAUGUUACCCGCCAUUAAGACACAUGAUAGCUUCCAACUGAGAAUGGAAGCUGGUGAUCAUCAUGAUGCGGAGGAGAGUGAUGUGCAGGAUGAGCCGAUCGACUUAUCGUUGAAAAGUCGGCAAAGUCAAUCACCAAAACCGGAGGCAAAUAAAAGUCUAACACCCGAGCCGGAAAUGGAAUGUGGCAAAGGUGGUGUGGGAGUUUUGGAUUUAACACUGUUGAUUAUCAUUAGUGGCGGAUCUCUUGAAAAGUACAAGUUGUGUGACUGCAACACAACGGCCACCACCAAAAGUGAGAUCCAAAAGAACAACAUCAUUACCACACAACAACAACAGCAGCAACACAUUGCGGUGACCACUGCGCUUCCUUAA